AAACUCAACCUCACCGCAUGAGAAUAAAAACUGAAGUGACUCUUUUUUUUUUUAACAACUCAAUCUCUUUUGUUUUAUGAUUUGAAUAUCUGCAUUUACCUUCGCUUACUUCCCCUUUUCUACUGGGAACAAAGGUGGUUGAAUAUUCGUGAAUCCCAACCCACCUACGUAACUACCACCUUUCACAAAUUCUGGCAUCAUAACCGGAAAAUUCGAUGGGAAACACUUCCUCCAUGCUCACUCAGUACGACAUCGAAGAAGUACAACAACACUGUAACAACGCCUUUUCGCAGCAGGAGAUCGUCUCUCUAUAUGAAAGAUUCUGUCAGUUGGAUCGAAACGGCGGCGGUUUCGUCUCCGGCGAGGAGUUUUUGUCCGUGCCUGAGUUCGCUGUUAAUCCUCUCUCUCAGAGAUUGUUGAGGAUGCUAGAUGGAUUGAAUUUCAAGGAAUUCGUAGCGUUUUUGUCUGCAUUUAGUCCUCGUGCUACUGUGCAACAAAAAAUUGAAUUUAUAUUCAAGGUGUAUGAUUCAGAUGGCAAUGGGAAAGUAACCGUUAACGACAUGUUGGAUGUUUUGCAUGAUUUGACUGGCCAAUUCAUAUCUGAACAGCAGAGGGAGCAAGUUUUGACUAAAGUUCUCGAGGAAGCAGGUUACAAUAAGGAGUCCCUAUUAGUUAUGUCAGACUUUGUAAAGAUUCUCGGAAGCUCUGGUUUGAAGAUGGAAGUUGAGGUUCCGGUGGACUAAAUUGUGGGUGGCCAUUCUUUGCUACAGUGAUUUCCUAGCAUUGCCAACGUUGUAGAUUCUUUUCAAAAAAUUGAUACUGAAAUGCUUUUUUAUUUUUCUAGCUAAACAUAUUCUCAAAACAAUGAAACAUAUUUUUGGAUGCCAUCAAAUUUGAAACAGUUAAAA
This is a messenger RNA of Gossypium arboreum, 908 nucleotides long. RefSeq lists its product as uncharacterized. The transcript has 6 exons. Gene Ontology annotation, molecular function: calcium ion binding. The record is from RefSeq and is a predicted model, not a curated record. The coding region runs from base 216 to 743 and encodes 175 amino acids. Lineage: Eukaryota; Viridiplantae; Streptophyta; Magnoliopsida; Malvales; Malvaceae.